CGGAAGCGGUAGGAGGGGCGGUGGGCGUGGCCUCCGGAGCCCCUCCCCCCGCUGAGUGAGAGUCACCUGGAGGAGACGCGGCGUUUCCCUCGCCGCCGCAGACUGAGACUCGCUGGAUGAGGAGCCGCUGGUUUCUUGAGGAAUUGUCAGUUUUUCAAUCGAUGACCGAGUGCAGCCUGAACGCGGCGACUGGAUUUAUUUGGACCCUUGGCGGAAUAUUAGGAGCUUUUCUUUUCCCCGUUAAUUGUUUUUCAGUCAGUGCGGAACAUGAGUUGGACGCAGCUGAUCAGGCUCGUGCUCUGUGCGUUCAUCUGCCUGCAGGUCACUGCUGCUCUGCCUUCUACAGACUGCGAAGGAGCAGAGUGCAACAGAGGCCAGACCUCCUCUUCCUCCUCCUCCUCCACAUCUGCCUCCUCCUCGGUGAAGCCGUCCAAAGACUUCCUGGACCAGUUUGCACAGGUGAGCGCUCCAAACAGCGCCGACCGCAAACACCGCGAUGCCGGCGCCGUCCUGCCCUUCAUCGGCCUCACCAGCAGCGCAGAGCAGAGUCGUAGCUGCUGUAAGAACGGAGGCACGUGCAUCCUGGGCAGUUUCUGUGCAUGUCCUCCGUUCUUCACGGGCCGAAGCUGUGAAUACGACCAGCGCAUCCGGACCUGCGGGGCGAUUCCACACGGUGAGUGGGUUCAGAAGGGAUGCUCCUACUGUCGCUGUGGGUACGGCAUCCUGCACUGCUUCCCCCACGUCUUCCAUAAAGACUGUGAUGACUCGGAGGAGGUGCGCUGGUAUCGCUCAUCAGCGGUGGGACCAGCUCAGACCAACUGCUUCCUGUUUGUGACGCUGCUGUUUUCGCUGCUCCUCUUCCUCUGAUGCUUUUAAAGUCCCAGAUGCUCAGAGGUUUUUACCAGAUCUGAGCUUAAAACGGUUUUAAAUAUUUAUUGUGUACAUUUCAGAUUUCACAGUAACUGAACAGAACAGGACAUCAGACAUGCAGCUCAUAAUUACCCUGAAAAAGUGACUUCAAAUGAAUUUGCAGGUCAACUUUGUUGUGAUUUAUGGACGUGUUUUUAACAAACUGGAGUUGCUGGUGUUCAGGGGCUUCCUUCACUUUUUAGGGAUGAAUGUAUAAAAGCACUAAAGGCUGAACUGACUUACGAUGUGUGAUAUUUAGAAGAACACGAAGUGAAGUGGACAAUUUUAGUUAUGUAUCUUGACGUGUUGUUUACAACCAUUUUGCUUGAUUUUAAUAUAAAUUCAUUGCAUACAUUUUUUAAAAAAGGUACGUUUCCUUAAAAAUAAACUAAAAUAACAUAUUAAUGAAAUUUUACAGAUUUAUGUCCAGUCUCUUUAAAAUAAAUUUAUUGUGACACAUUAGACAUUAAACACCUGAUCCAAAGUCAGCGUUCUCCGUCCCUUAAACAUGUUCCUUCCAGUGGAAGGUAGUGUGUCGGUGUUGUCGCUUGUGUGGUGGAGACUGUACAUAAGAUUUUUAUAAAAGAUAUGUUUUGUUCUUUGCAGUUUUUGAUUGUGUAGCUGAACAUCAACUGUUUUGUAUUUUUUCGAGUUUAUGUGUGGAUGAUUUUUAACUGUCUAUUUGCACAAACUGUUCCCUGAUGUCCUUGGAAAUAAACAUGCGCAAUACGUGUUUAUUAAAAGUGAACUGAACAAAUGA
Molecule: messenger RNA, 1669 nt
Organism: Betta splendens (Siamese fighting fish)
Lineage: Eukaryota; Metazoa; Chordata; Actinopteri; Anabantiformes; Osphronemidae
Gene: tdgf1
Product: teratocarcinoma-derived growth factor 1
Exons: 6
Coding region: 268-867 (199 amino acids)
Source: RefSeq, a predicted model, not a curated record